Lobosporangium transversale is the source of this 477-nucleotide messenger RNA. RefSeq lists its product as hypothetical. Bases 1 to 477 code for a protein of 158 amino acids. The transcript is spliced from 3 exons. The record is from RefSeq and is a predicted model, not a curated record. Lineage: Eukaryota; Fungi; Mortierellomycota; Mortierellomycetes; Mortierellales; Mortierellaceae.
AUGUCAAUGACAAAAAAAGGCAAAGCAAAAACGUUUGAGCCUGCCCACAAGCCAAGUCGCUGGAACCAACGAAGCAUUACAUUUAUACCUGAAAUAUUUGGGCUCCGGAAGUUUCCUUGCGCACAAACAGUAUAUUGCUCGCUUCGCUGCUCCUGCUUCCACCCGAAUGAAAGUCUUAAUUUCCCUCAAAUAGAUGUACUUGGGGCGUUAAACCUUGAUGAGCUUUCUGAGGCUUAUUCUACUGGGCUGGGCAAGAUCUGUGGACACAUGUGGGGCUGCUCAACCCCUUUUUCUCCGCGUGUGCUUUGCCCAACCCCACGCCUCCUUGGUUCAAAAGAUAGAUUGAUAGUUUAUACCAAUGAUGCUACCUCCUGUAGUUUCUUGAGAAUAAGCCAAGGAUUGGUAAUUGGUAAUCAAAAAGGCCUACUUAUCGAAGUACAUGUAGUCAAUCAAACGCAUCGACCUACUUUACCAUAA